AUGAAGUCCUUCCUUCUCCCUCUCGCGCUCUUCAUCGCCGCCGCCCAGGCGCAGUUGAUCCUCGGCGCGCUUGCUCUCAUCGAGUUCACCAUCGAGAUCCUCGAGGCCGAGGCAGUCGUCGCGACAGUCGAGGUCUCCGUCGAUGCAGCCCUGACCGGUGCCGAGGCUGCUGAGACCGCCGUGAUCGAGGGCUCUAUCACCAACGUCGGCACCACCGUCACCCGUGCGGGCGAGGGGGCCAUCGAGCUCGAAGGCGAGGCAUCCCUGUCUGGUUUCGGCCGCGUCGCGACCGAGGGCCCCGGCUUCGCCCAGGGAACCUUCACCUACCGCCAGCCCUACCCCCUCGGCGUUGGCGCGGGCCGCAGCGCGACUGCGAACCCGCAGAUCUCUCUCAACUUUGGCGCUCGCACCAACGCUAUCCGCUCCGGAGGAACUACCAAGAUCAACUUCAGCAACCCCUCCAUCAACAACGUCCGCAUCACCAACCCCGGCGGAGCUCGCACCAGCGUCCGUAUCAAGGGCCAGCCCCUCACCAGGCUUCUUUCUUCUAGCUAG
Colletotrichum chrysophilum is the source of this 555-nucleotide messenger RNA. RefSeq lists its product as uncharacterized. The record is from RefSeq and is a predicted model, not a curated record. The transcript has a single exon. The coding region runs from base 1 to 555 and encodes 184 amino acids. NCBI's taxonomy places the organism in Eukaryota, Fungi, Ascomycota, Sordariomycetes, Glomerellales, Glomerellaceae.